UUCUAUAUAGCCUGUAAGUCCAGAAGCAGCAUUUCUUUCAUUAUGAAUCAAGGCCAAUACAAACAAUAUCACUCUUCAUCUGGACUCUUCAAGGCAAGCAGCUAUGGCAAUGGUCACCCUACUAAGGUUUCCAGCCACAUCUCACCAGUCCACCAUGGAAGUUCCCAUAGUAUGUACCAUGGAGGGUUUCAUAAGCAUCACCAUGGUUCUACCAGUCCUCAUGGCGGAUCAGGUAAACCAAGUGUGUACUCCAAGAUGUCAACUUUUGGUCAUGGGUAUGAUUAUGGAAACGUACAAGGAGGUCAUAGUUAUGACAACCUCAAUUUUGGAGGACACAAUGGCCGGAAAAAUGAUGGUCUGUUCAGCGUCAAUGAGAAGGAAACCAUGCAACUGUUGAAUGAACGGUUGGCUUCCUACCUGGAGAAGGUCCGUUCACUAGAGCAGGAGAAUGCUAACCUGGAGAGCAAGAUUUGUGAGUGGCAUGGAAAUCAAUCGCAUGCAGUAUUGCCUGACUUCCAAAAUUACUUCAAAAUUAUCGAGGAACUCCAGAGUAAGAUCUCUGCAGCUAAUGUCGAAAAUGCUAGAAUCGUUCUCCAGAUAGACAACGCAAGCCUGGCUGCUGAUGACUUCAAAAACAAGUUUGAGAUGGAGCAGAGACUGAGGAACAAUGUUGAAGCGGAUAUAAAUGGUCUGCGAAGAGUGCUAGAUGGCCUGAAUAUAGAGGCCUGUGAUCUACAAGCAGAGCUUGAGAACCUUCAAAACGAGCUUCAGCAGAUGAAGAAAACUCACGAAGAGGAAGUGAACUGUCUACGCACUCAGUUGGGAGCCAGGAUCAACGUACAGGUGGAAGCCGCUCCAUCUGUAGAUCUAAACAGGGUCCUGUCUGAGGUCCGAGAGCAGUAUGAAAAGCUGAUGGAGAAAAACCUGAGGGAGGUUGAGAGCCUGUUUCUUUCCAGGAGUGAGGAACUGAAUCGUCAGAUGUCAUCUGGUCCUGAACAGCUCCAAACUGUCCAAACUGAUGUCAUUGACCUCAAACGGUGUAUUCAGACCCUGGAGAUCGAAUUGCAGAGCCAGCUGAGGAUGAAGUCAGCCCUUGAACGCACCUUGGCAGACACAGAGGCGAGUUUCAGGUCUCAGCUUGAACAGUUGCAAUGCAUGAUAGACAACGUCGAGGAACAGCUGACACAGAUCCGCUUGGAUCUUGAGUACCAAUUUCACGAAUAUAAGAUUCUAAUGGACCACAAGACACAUCUGGAGAUGGAGAUCGCCACCUACAAAUCCCUGAUGGAGAGUCAGGACUUCCAUGUCCCGGAUAGUAAACUCAAAGUUUUGAAGGAGGUCUCUGUUAGCACCUUAAGACAUCAUGUGAGUUCUCACCAUGAACCCGAACUCGGGAAAGCAGUCUCCAGCCAGGAGCAGGAAAAAUAAAGAAAGCGACACUCCGAGAGGAUGCUCCAAUAACCAUUCAUAGAGAGCUCAGACCUUCAUCAUCUUAUAUCGCUUCAAGCUUUAGCCAGCAACUUCCUAGCUAUCUUUGUCUUUUGAAUCUACC
Molecule: messenger RNA, 1552 nt
Organism: Spea bombifrons (plains spadefoot toad)
Lineage: Eukaryota; Metazoa; Chordata; Amphibia; Anura; Pelobatidae
Product: keratin, type I cytoskeletal 19-like
Exons: 8
Coding region: 43-1428 (461 amino acids)
Molecular function (GO): structural molecule activity
Source: RefSeq, a predicted model, not a curated record